GUGAAGAAGAAGAAACGUGAAACAUCUCAGCAGGCGAUGGAAGAAGAUUUUGAUUUCGAGAAGAAGGUUUCGAUUAAAGAAACAAUGGAGAUUGAUCCAAAAAAAAUCAUUGUUUUGCUUCGUGGUUUCCUUCAAAUUCAGCAACGAAGGGCCGAAGCAUAUUCCAAGCUCAAAAGGGGGUUUUCUGACUACAUGGCUUCUGGGGGAGAAUUGGCUUAUAAGCAGCUUUGCAGUGAAAUCACAAUAGAGUUUAAUGAUUGCUCGAAAAAAGUCCUUGAAAUGGAGUCACUAUUCCGGGGCCCUGAUUACUGUCGAGUCGAUCUAGCACAACUCCUUAGAGCUGUUCAAGAUCAAGAAAAGCAGAAACUGCAUCUGACAGCUACAAUUCAGGUGUUAAAGAAAGCUGGUCGCCCAUCUGAACGUUUGGUGAGCCAUGAGAAUUGCAAAUAUACAAAGCCAACAGAGCACGAGUGUGUUCAUGUUCAGGAGAUUACUGAAGAGGCAGAAGCGGAUGCUGAGUAUGACAAUGCUCUAAAGGAAGCUAUUCGAGGUGUCCAAGAUGCUGUCAUAGCCAUAAAUGAACAUCUAGAAGAAGUCAGAUAUGAAAUUGCUGCCCUUGAAGCAGAGUGAUUCUUGGCCAGGGCUGUUACUAAAAUAUUACUGAUUGCAUUCUCAUUCAAACAUGUAAUCAUUUGCCUGUGAAUGGAUAGGUUCAGACGCUCAGUGCUAACAAAUAUUGUUAUUGGUCUACAACUUGUGAAAUGUAUAUAGACACCCUAAAGUGCAGCUCAUGAAUUUUGUUCAGUCAUCAACAAAUUAUAUUAAACCGGUAAAAGAAAUUCAAGAUUACUUAACAUCUGUUAAGAACUCUGGUACUUGAUGAAAAUGCCUGGCCAUUUAUCUGAUUAGGAGUUCGGGUUCUGACUUCUGAAGUUUUGGUGGAGCCAACUACUUAGCCUGUUUUGCUUUAUAAGUUAACUAUGCAGUGUUGCACCGUGUAAAAUCAAUUUUGUACAAUACAAAUGGUAAUUUUAGAUUCAUGGGGAACGAAAUCAAAUUUGUAAUUGAUCAUAGUAUAAGGUCAAUUUUUUUAGCGUUUUCG
This is a messenger RNA of Abrus precatorius (Indian licorice), 1102 nucleotides long. RefSeq lists its product as uncharacterized. The record is from RefSeq and is a predicted model, not a curated record. The transcript is spliced from 4 exons. NCBI's taxonomy places the organism in Eukaryota, Viridiplantae, Streptophyta, Magnoliopsida, Fabales, Fabaceae. Bases 37 to 630 code for a protein of 197 amino acids.